CGGCUCUCAGGCCCCAGCCCGCACACGCCUGCAGAAAGCCUGCUGGAGUGGCCGCGGCGCCUCCCGCCAACUGCUUCCGGAUCGCGGGGAGUGUCGCUUCCGGAGCAGCAUGGCGGCCACGGAGGACGAGAGGCUGGCGGGGAGCGGAGAUGGAGAGCGGCUGGAUUUCCUGCGGGAUCGGCACGUGCGGUUCUUCCAGCGCUGCCUCCAGGUCUUGCCCGAGCGGUAUUCUUCGCUUGAGACCAGCAGGUUGACAAUUGCAUUCUUUGCACUCUCGGGACUGGAUAUGUUGGAUUCCUUAGAUGUGGUGAACAAAGAUGACAUAAUAGAAUGGAUUUAUUCCUUGCAGGUCCUUCCCACAGAAGACAGGUCAAAUCUAAAUCGCUGUGGUUUCCGAGGCUCUUCAUACCUGGGUAUUCCGUUCAAUCCAUCAAAGAACCCUGGAACAGCUCAUCCUUACGACAGUGGACACAUAGCGAUGACCUACACUGGCCUUUCAUGUUUAAUUAUUCUUGGAGAUGACUUAAGCCGAGUAGAUAAGGAAGCUUGCUUAGCAGGCUUGAGAGCACUUCAGCUUGAAGAUGGGAGUUUUUGUGCUGUUCCUGAAGGCAGUGAGAAUGACAUGAGGUUCGUGUACUGUGCUUCCUGUAUUUGCUACAUGCUCAACAACUGGUCAGGCAUGGACAUGAAGAAAGCCAUCAGCUACAUCAGAAGAAGUAUGUCGUAUGACAACGGGCUGGCACAGGGAGCAGGACUUGAAUCUCAUGGAGGAUCCACCUUUUGUGGCAUUGCGUCACUGUGCCUGAUGGGCAAACUGGAAGAAGUUUUUUCAGAAAAAGAACUAAACAGGAUAAAGAGGUGGUGUAUAAUGAGGCAGCAGAAUGGAUACCAUGGAAGACCUAAUAAGCCCGUUGACACCUGUUACUCAUUCUGGGUGGGAGCAACUCUAAAGCUUCUGAAAAUUUUCCAGUACACUAACUUUGAGAAGAACAGGAAUUACAUCUUAUCAACUCAGGAUCGCCUUGUGGGGGGAUUUGCCAAAUGGCCAGACAGUCAUCCAGAUGCCUUGCACGCGUACUUCGGGAUCUGUGGCCUGUCUCUAAUGGAGGAGAGUGGGAUCUGUAAGGUUCAUCCUGCUCUCAAUGUAAGCACACGGACUUCUGAGCGCCUCCGAGAUCUCCAUCAAAGCUGGAAGACCAAGGACUCUGAAGAGUGCCCGGAGAGUGUCCACGUUUCCACUUGAGUGACCCUGGGGAUGAAUGGGCUUGUAGCAUAACUGUAGCUCAAGGUUAAAAGCCAUGUGUAACCAAGUGUGCUCUUUUCUAAGGAGUAGUCUUAAGUCAAAGCUUGUACUGCUAACACUGUAGGAUGUGGUCUUGAAUUUUGACCACUGUACCAGAUUUCAAGAAAGUCCUUGUUGAAGUUUGGACCUCAGCACGACUCUGUUGUGGUUCUUAAAUGUUUAUACUGUUUUUGAGAAGUUUCUUGGGGCAGAUUAAUAUAUAUAUUAAUGUAGGUCAUUUUCUUAAAACUCUUCAGUACAAGUUCUGGCUUACAGAAUGGACACAAAUAUUCAAGUUUACACUUCAUAUGGCAUUGAUAAUCUUCAGGUGAGCAUUUAGUGGUCACUUAAAAAUCUCUACUGCUGAUGGUAAGAUUUGCUUUAUUGAAUUAAGUAUCUGGGAUUAUUCUCUAAAAAUAGAUGGUCUCAAUUUUCUUCAAGAAUAACAUAUUUUGUGUUAUUCUUAAGAUGUGCCAACUAGACUUGUGUAACCUAUACAGAUGAAAUUAAAAGUUCAUAGUAAGAAGAAAUAGACUUAACUAAUACUAUAGUUUUCUAAAGAGAGAGUACUACAUAAUUGAGGGAGAAGAAAAUGAACUGUGUAAUUAUGAAAGAGAAUGUUCUGUGUUGUGUGUCUUUAUAAGAGGUUUCUUGGGUGAGUACCUGUCAUGUUCUGUUUUAAUCCCAAAUCAUUGACUGCCUUUUGUCAGGGGCAAGGGAGGAAAUAAUCUUUGCUAUCUAGGAAAAAAACACUCAGUGUUCUAUUCUUCUGAGGUUCACAACAUUGUAAAUUAUACGAUUACAACUAAGUUCUUUUUAGUUGGUUGGAUGUUUUCUUUUUUCUUUUCCUUUUUUUUUUUCCAGUGUUUUGUAGCCGCUAUAGUUAGCUGCUUUAUCUCCCAUUCACCAGGUUGAGCAUCUUAAUCCAAAAUUCAGUAUCUGGGCUAGGCACAGUGAGUGGUGCACACCUUUAAGGUCAGCACUCAAAAGGCAGAGGCAGGCUGAUCUCUGUGAGUUCAAGGCCAACCUACUUUAUGUAAUAAGUUCUAGGCUAACCAGAGUUACAUAGUGAGACCCUGUCCUGAAAAAACAAAAUGAAAACAGCAGCAUUAAAAAUAAUAAAAUCCAUUAUUUGAAAUGCUCCAGAAUCUAUAAAUUUUUCAUUGACAGAAUGACAGAAUUGGGAAAUUCCACCACUUCCUGCAACAGGUCACAUGUGAAUUUCAGGGACACUGUAAAUAGCAUAUAAAACUACUUGAAUCAACUGAGUGAAGUGUAUGAAAUAAAUGCACUUCCAUCCACAAGGUAAAGUAUGUGUAUUCCAAAAUCUGAAAACAGAAUCUAAAAUCUGAAACAUUACUUUUGGUUCCAAGCAUUUUGGAUAGUGAUACUCAACCUGUAAAUAAUUUUCUAAUGUUUUCAAGUUUGAUAAAUCUUUAAAUACAGACAGAACCACUGAAGUAUACAUAGUCAUUUAUAUUUUUAUAUUUUUGGCUAAGUGGGAGGGAAAUAUAUCCAUCUAGAGGGGAUAAACUGGUUUUACUUAUUCAUUGUCUUGUUUUAGUGUCUCAAUUCUGUGAACUGACAACCAAAAGAAGCUGGUAUAAAAUCCUUUGUUAGCAAUCACUUGUCAACAAAUCACAUCCAUGACUUGAUGACAAGAGGAAAUGUCUUCACUAAAAGAAAUAGGUGUGUUACCCUUGCUAGUAAUAAAAGUUGUAUUAUUAAUCUACAGACAUCAUUGUAAAAACUAAAUUAUUAGUGUCACUGGGUAGAUAAUAGCAUUUUCAUUAUUUCCUAAACUAAAGAGACAUUUCCUUAAUACAAAUACUUGUAAAGGGAAACCUAUCAUAUGAUUAAAAAUAAUAUAUCACUUAUGGGCAUGCUAGUUUUAGAAUUGAGUUUGCAAAGUCAAAUAAAACAGUGCUGGGAUCUAGCCCACUGCCUGGUGUUCACAAGGCCAUGGGUUCCCUGACUUUGAUCCUUGGCCCCAAAGCUAACAAACCAACCAAAUCCUUAUUAGAAAUAACUCUUCCAGUGGUGGGGAGAAAAGCUUUCCAGCAAUGUUAUCCUCCCACACCUUAUUCCAGUUGCUUCUGUUUAAAUCUAAGCAAAUAACAACAAUGCUGUCUCCAACUGAGUUAUUUCUUAGACAUUAAGACCUGAAACAAUGUGUAUGAAAGUGCACUAGGUGUGUAUCAGGAGCCAGGGUUUUUCCUGAGUUGCUGCCAAUUUGUUAGAAGGUAAGAAAAUUGAUUAUUAAUAAAUAGAAGAUUUAUAACAUAAAAGUAAUUUAUAUUUUCAAACUCGAGUGAUUUACUGGCAAAGAAAUAUUAAUGGCAGAAUAAUUAUAAUAUACUGUAAGAGGCAAGGUUCCAUGUGACACUUUAUAGACCAAUGAAUGUCUUUCAUAGAAACAUAUCAGCCAAAAGAGACUGAGUUGUUUUGAAGUAUGGAAAAACUAUUUCUAGUUUUUCCUAAAUAGUCGUGUCUAAGAAGCUGUUUAUUACUAAAAUAAAUUUCACGUGUAAUCUGUUCUCUAGCAGUAGUGGCGUAGUAAGAGGAGAAACAUGACGCUCAGAAGUGCAGCUCAGCAUGGUUCCCUCUUAUCCAGCCUCUCUCCGUCUCCUCUGUUGUACUUUUGAAGAGCAGUAGAAGAAACAUUUAUUUAUCACCUCCAGUUUCAGGUUUGACCUGUAACACUUGUUUUUAUUAGAGUUUUAAAUAGGUAUUUAUAAGUAAUAAAGUCCAAUUUUAAAAUUUGCUGACAAUGGUCAUAAUUUGAAGUGUCAGACCUGAUAGUAUUUGAUAAACUGAGUGAUGAGGGGUUCAUCUGAAGCAAGAUGACUUGAGGUUUAAAGCACCUAUCUGCCCGUUGUGGCCAUGAGCUUGGACCCAAUUCCUCUAUUGGUAAAAUGAUGUAAGCAAUAGAAUUUCAUUCACUAGGCUGAUUCAGGAUUAAAUGAGGUAGUAUAUUAAAAAGCACUUUGCACAGCAGGUUUCUAAUUAUACUUUCAUAUGACGGUAAAAGUGUUUUUUAAGUUUCAAUAGAAAUCUUAACAUAGUUUAAACUGAAGGAAGAUGCUGCCAACAGUAGUUUUUUAGCUUUCCCCAUAAGUAACAGAAGGAAUAUCAAGUCAUUGCAAAACUAAACUAGGUGACAGGUGGCACCCCUGUGAGCUUCAGAAUACAAGUGAAAGAACAAAUGUGACCUGCAUGGUUUCACCCCAGGGUUUCUCCUUCUGUGCAGAGGAUAUGGGAGAGAAGCAGCUGGGCUCUGAAGCCCUGCAGGUUGAGAAGCUGUGGUGCUGCCUUGUUUUCACUACAGAGGGCAGUGGGCCAAUGUGAAAAUAAAGGCUGAAACUGGGAAGCGCUCUACAGAAUCCUGUCAGCGGUCUGUGAGUGUGAGGCAGUGGAGGAUGUCUUGAUAACAGUAGAUAGAGCAGCCUGGUCUGAUGCUGUGUAUGUUUUGAGAUUAAUGAGGCAAAGCACAACACUGGUUAGAAAGUACUAGAAUUAGGAUCCAAACUGGACAGGAUAGGCAUGGGCAUAAAGGAGAGAUAGCUAAAAUAAAUGUUGGGAGGAAAGAUCUGUAGACGCAGAUGCAUAAAUACAGGCCUGCACAAUCAUUUGAGUCACAGAAAGGAAGGGUGCUGGGAAGAUGGAGCCAUUUCUGGAGCAGCCCACCCUUCUAAACAAUGACUUAAAGAAAAGAGCAGGUGAGCAUUCUGUUCCCAAAGUUAGAGCGGUGUCCGCCCAGACGAGUAAACCUGACCAAGGCCCCUGAAAUCUUGAGAAAGUCAGUGACAACAGCAUAGAGUUUUUGUGGUGACACAUAUGGUCUCAGAAUUGGAGCAGGGAGCAAAAUAAAACCAAGCAGGGAAAGGAGGCAGAAAGAUAAAAGCAAAAGGCAAUUAGUCUAAAGGUAAGAAAUGCAGAAGCCCCUUCUUUGGCAUGGCAAGGAUGCUCAGGGAGAUAGCCCACUAGCGAGCCUCUUAAGACACCGGAGGAGCAUGUAGGGAAGCUUAAAUGACAAGGGAAAAGGCAGUAAGCACACUGAUUUCAACUUUUCUUAAAGGUGUAGUUUUUAGAGCAAAGUGCAAAUUGAUAAAAUCGAAUGCAGAGAAUACAACUACCAUAGGGAAAUGCAAAUAAAAGACCAUUGUGCAAUCCUGCAAGACUGAAGAAUCUCAGCAUUGCUUUAAUAAUUCCAGAGACUAGAAAAGGGAUCUUGAAUAUUAAAUUACUAAAGAAAAGAAAAUUAUUUCUUUGUAGAGUUGGUGUAAUGACAUUAAUUUUAAACCACAACAAAGAUUACUCAAAAAAGGGAAGUUCUAGGUCAUUCAGACUUGCUAAUAUCUCCACAGACUGUGGCGAUAGCUCUAUUAGUGUUUGCCACUUAAUCAUGAAGACCUGGAUUUGAUCCCAGCACCCAAGGGAAAAACUGGGCUUGAUGUUGAACGCUUGUUCCCAGCAUUGAGAAACAGGCAGAUGACUGGGGCUUGUUGGCUAGCCACCCCAGCCUAAGUGAUGAGCACCAAGUCCCCGUGAUAACCCCUGCUUAGAGAGUAAGGUGAGACAGGUGAGCUGUUUCAAUGGGUAGAGGCUCUUGCUACACAAGCCUGACGAUCUGAGUUAGAUUUCCUAGAAUCCAUGUAAAGGUGGAGUGAGAAAACCAACUCCACAGAGUUGUCCUGUGGCUUCAUGCAUGCAUGACACAUGUGCCCACACACACAAGUAAUGAUAAAUUUAAAACCUAACAUGAAAAUCUGAAGAACAACUGAGGUUGAUUUCAGGCCUCCACACACCUGGAAACACAAACAUAAAUAUCAAUACAAAUUAUUGAUUUGUUAGGCCCACAACCUGGUAGCACUUGGAGGAGGGAAUAAAAUCGCAGCUUGGUUGAGUUUGUAUUAGGAAUACAAGGAUAAUUCAGUUGUAGACAAUCUUAAUAUGGUGUUAAAGAAAAGACCAUUUGAUUUGGUAGAGUUAAGCACUCAUAUCAGAAACUAUUACAAACUUUUCUAACCUUGCAUCUCUACUGUAGAGGCAAGCAUCCUCCCAUUGAAUCCAAAGAGCCUUUCUUACAAAGCCAAAACAAGACUCUGCCUACUGUCUCCCUGUCUCCCUUACAACUUAACACCACACGAGAACUUUCAGCCAAGGAACUUAGCACAAAGACAUGAGUCAGGAAGAGUCCAAACUGGGCAGAUAGGAUCAUCUACUUGAAAAAUCCAAAGGUAUUUGUUGAGACACCAAACCAUAAAAGAACUUAAUUGGCAGCAGUAGUUAAUGUGCAGGCAGCAUAAGGACUGCAUUUCCACAGUUCCACACGAUGGAGCCAAGUGUUGUCAGAAAUCACCUCUUUCAGCCACCUCCUCCCUCUCCAAAAGCAAGUGCUAUCAGAGCUCACAGUGAGCUUUCUAUAAGUGCAACCAUGUGGUGUACACUGUCUUACUUGGCUUCUUUGCCCUAGAAAAGAAUACAAGGGCUCUCUGGUGCUGGUUACAUGGGUGCAUUCAUUUUAUGAGUAUUUACCAAGCUGUACCAUCAAUCGUGCUUUGUGUACUGUUCUAUGUGUGUAAAUACAAUUCAAUAAAAAUGUUUAGUUAAAAAAAAAGACUUCACAGAUAUAUCUACAUAAACCUAAACCAUUUAGAAGACAUACCUCAAGAUCUCUGUGAUUGCUGGGAUACAAAAGACUCAUGUAUGAACUCAUUCAGAUAUGUUCAUAUAUCUACAUAAGAAAAUCCUGUUUUAGAUAAAAACUCUUGGGAGACAAUAGUCUGGAACAAGAGUGUGCCUUGUUGUUAAUAGGAAGACAGCAUCAAACAAUUUUCUUGGGUUAGUUUGUAAAUGUAAUGCCACUGCAAUAAAUGCUAUGCUUGUUGUCACUUGAGAGAACAUAUUAGACUAGUCAUUAAAACUGAGAAAGUGAGGAGAAACCAGCCGUGCCAGACACAGAGUGUGUUGGCAAAAGUUAUCAAUUGAAUGCGUACACACUUUGCUCAUAACUACAGGUUUAGAUUAUGUGCUUCAAGGAUCUUCCAGUGUGUAAGCAUAGCAGAGAAGACAUUGUUUAUGAUGCAUUCAUACAGUGCAAUACUAUACAAGUGUUAAGAUAAACACCAUAGUGUUUGUAAUAUAUUGCAAAAUGAACCAAAAAUUUGGUAUUAAAUAAUAGUGUGAUAAACAAGGGGAAUGGAAUGUUAGAAUAGUCCCAGCAGCACAUUAGAAUAAAGGCAUCAUCUGAAAUCAGUGAGAAAAGGAACUUAAUUGAGUGCCUAGUUACCUAAGCAACUCUGUAACUGUUCACAUAUUAACAAAUUCUUGAAGAAUGUAUAGUUUCAUCUAUCUCAAAGCUUUGCAUGUUGCUCUAUGCACUAAGAUACUGUAUAUUCUAUAUUUUAAGUUUUAAUCAUUCAAUGAUAUGGAUGUCUUUUAAUAUGUGGAUUAACAGGCCUAAGUUGUCAUUAUUGGUGACUUGUUUUUCACAGUUACAAAUAUGUUGCAAGAUGCUUGGGAAUGUAUUUUCACACUCCCUAGUAGGUAAAUUUAUGGAUAUGGAAUUGUUAGGACAAACUUUUGCACAUUUUAAAUUCUGGUAGCUCUUGAGAAGUUGCUUCCUAAGAAGCUUCCAAGGCAUCUGCGAAAAUAAUCUGCUAGCUAGUUCUCAAAUUUUCUGUGUAGCUGAAGAUGACCUUGAACUUCUGAUCUUCCUGCCUCUGGUUCUAAGCUGCUGGGAUUACAGGCCUGCACCACCAUGCCCAGUCUCCAUAGUGCUAGGGAUUGCAUUUAGGGCUUUGUCAUGCUAGACCAGAAUUCUACUAAGAGGUCCUUAGUUUGUUUCUAACUUCAGCAUGUUCCUAUAAACAUUGAUUGAUUAUUGCAGGGUUCCCACAAAAUAAAUUUCUGGGCCCAAGGAUAUGUGUUUGAAAAAUAUUGGUACUUACUGUUACAUUGUCCUGUACAAACUGCAUUAACUCACCAACCAGAUACUAUGUUUGUGCAUAUUUUCUGCCGCAUUGGAAUCUGUCAGCUUUAAGAGUUUACUCUGGUUGGGGGAAAUGGUAACCCCUUGUUACAAAUACACAAAACACAUUCUGAUAA
This is a messenger RNA of Mesocricetus auratus (golden hamster), 8392 nucleotides long. It is a transcript of the gene Pggt1b, whose product is annotated as protein geranylgeranyltransferase type I subunit beta. Lineage: Eukaryota; Metazoa; Chordata; Mammalia; Rodentia; Cricetidae. The record is from RefSeq and is a predicted model, not a curated record. The transcript has 9 exons. Gene Ontology annotation, biological process: protein geranylgeranylation. Gene Ontology annotation, molecular function: CAAX-protein geranylgeranyltransferase activity. Bases 110 to 1243 code for a protein of 377 amino acids. Gene Ontology annotation, cellular component: CAAX-protein geranylgeranyltransferase complex.